This is a messenger RNA of Scylla paramamosain (green mud crab), 1148 nucleotides long. RefSeq lists its product as uncharacterized. The record is from RefSeq and is a predicted model, not a curated record. The transcript is spliced from 4 exons. The coding region runs from base 30 to 626 and encodes 198 amino acids. NCBI's taxonomy places the organism in Eukaryota, Metazoa, Arthropoda, Malacostraca, Decapoda, Portunidae.
GGACAACAGAUUAUGAUUCAUAAUGAUCCAUGACACCUUUACAACUGUGGAUGUGUUGGUUAGUCCCCAGGAUGUCAGCGUGGGUGGGGAACAGACUCGCCGUGUGUUGCGUUGCGCUGUUGUCGAGCCUGAGUGUCGGGGAGGCGCCGCGGCCGCGGGGGCGUGGGGAGACGCUGGAGGCGGCAGGAGCGGCGGCGGCAGCAGUGUUGGCCAGGGCUUGGCAGCCACACUGCUGCGUCAUCCUGCUGACGGACGGCACCACCUCCACACACGCCGUGGUCAAAGGGCUGCAGCAGCUGGCGGCCCCACGUGGAGCUGCAGUGCUUGAGUCAGGGCCUGUGAGGAGCACGCUCAACAAGACCCUGCAAUACGCACGCAGCGUGAGACGGUUGUCAUGGUGUGUGGUGGUGGUAGUGGUGAGUGACGACCCUUCCUUCUUUGCCUCCUGGGCAGAGCUGGCUCUCGAGAGCGGCCUUCUGGCAUGGUCCACACGACUCGUGGCUCUCACAGGCUUACCAACAUCUGCUCUUAGUGGCCUGUACUUAACAUUCUCUUUCGCCAAUGCGGUCCUCGUUGUGAGCGACGGCGGCAGUCCUCCGAGGUGGGUGGUGCAGAGGCGGCGGUGAAAGUUACGCCACAGCGUGUGUGGCAUGAUGAGGUGAGUUGUGAUCAGGUUGAGAAGUGAAUCCUGAUUAAUGACUAGAUAACAGAGCAGCCUAACACCUCACGUCCCCCUCAGGUGCGAGGUGUGGGUGCACCAGCCCUUCAGUCCACUCAGCGCCCGGGUGGUGCAGGUCGCCUCCUGGUCACUACUUGGCGGUCUCAGUCUUGCCUCCGAACAGACUCUCUUCCCUGACAAGUUCCACAAGUAUGCCGGACCUAAUGAGUCAAUAAUCCUUCCAUAAUACCGCUACAGUCAGGCAGGAAGUGGUGGACGCUUACCCUGCGUGUGCCGGCAGGCUGGCGUGGGGACCGACACUUGUGGUGGCUGCCGAGGAGUUUCAGCCGCACGUAUGGGUGAAGGAGGCGGGAACGAGGACUGGCAUCACCUUACGAGGCCCCAUGGCGGAGCUCCUUCAAGUUCUAGCAUGGCACCUCAACUUUACGUAGGCUUCACACAUUUUGAGAGUUGUUUUCUUUGUUAUACU